UGGUUUCUUUCUCCAAACAGCCUUAUAGUCUUCCACCACUUCCUCUUUGCCUGCUGGAGCACUCUCGCUCCUCUUUUCUUUCUUUCUUUCUCUCGGCAGCUCACACACCUUCCCUAAAACUGUUCUUUAGCAAGUUGUUGCAUUAUUUGUUAUUUUUUGUGUGGGCGGGGAAACUAGCUUCUUAUUGCAUUCUUUGCAUGCUUGCAGCAUCCAGAAGAGAAAGCAAGAGUGAUGGAGCUGUGAAUGUGAUGGAGAUGUUCUGCUAAAAGUGGAUUUUUAUCAGUGUCAUAGCGAUGCAGCGGAUGUGAGUGGAGAUAAAGGAGCACAAUGAAAGACGACUUCGGUGAAGAAGAGGAGGUGCAGUCCUUCGGGUACAAGAGGUUUGGAAUCCAGGAAGGAUCGGAGUGCACCAAAUGUAAAAAUGACUGGGCUCUGCGGGCCGCCAUCGCGCUGCUCUACGUUCUUUGCACGCUGCUCACCAUCGCUGUGGCUGUCCUUGGGUACAAAGUGGUCCAGAAAAUGGACAACGUCAGCGAGGGUAUGCAGAAUUACGGCGGAAAAAUCAACGCAGUGGAGACCAAAUUAAAGAAACUAGACUAUCAGACAGGUGAGAAGUCCAUGAACGCCAGCAGUGAAAUCAAGACCUUUAAGUCAGACCUGGAGGCGCUGCAGGGUCAGCUGGAAGACAUCGCCGUCAGGACAAGUAGGAACGGGGACAUCUUGAGUGAACUUCAGGUCAUCGGAGAUGACACGCAAGGCGGCCAUGUUACCCUGCAGAGUUUACUGACGGGCAACGCCGCCUCACUCCGUGGGGUCAACCAGACCUUGGGCACUUACGGCGGCAUGAUUGGAGACCUCCAAACGGACACGGCCAGGCUUCAGUCUGAGAUCCAGGGCCAGGUGAAAGAGCAGAGCCAGGCUCAGGUCGGUAUCAGUGCUCUCAACAUCAGUCAGGCUCAGCAGCGCAAUCUUCUCAGAUCGCUGCAGAAGACGGUUGAAGACACUGGCCAGGCAGUGCAAAAACUCCAGAUUGGCUAUCAGACUUUGCAGCAGACAGCCAGACAAACGCAGACUGAUAUAGACUGGCUCACGGAGAAGGUACAGAACCUCCAGGUUUUGGCUGCAAACAACUCUGCAUCCGCGCGGUCCAAUGGUGAAGCCUUGGAUGAUUUAGGGGCACAGCUGAGCACGCUGGCGAGCCAGAUCCAGAACACCUCCAUCCUCACUGAGGGCCACGAUCAGAGUCUAAGAGAACUCAUGGACCACCAGCGGGACCACGAUAACGCCACCUCGUCCAAGUUUGAUGUGAUGGAAACCCGCCUGGACAAGCAUGAAAGCAGCAUGGACCGUGUGACGGGCAACGUGAGCUUCACCACGCAACUCCUCGGGGCCAUCAGCUCAGACCUCAACAGCCUGAGGUCGUGCGCUGAGACGGUUUUACGCCACUCAGACCUCCUGGUGGGUUUGAACAACAGCGUGAGUGAGGCCAAGGUCGAGAGCGGAGACCUGCGGGCCCAGCAGAACGAGCUGGUGGCCAGGCUGGACAAGGAGGUCAAUGACCUGUCUGUGGUGAUGGAGGAGAUGAAGCUGGUGGACAGCAAGCACUCGCAGCUCAUCACCAACUUCACCAUCCUCAAGGGACCACCAGGUCCAAGAGGUGCCAAGGGGGACAAGGGACCCCAAGGGCAAGUUGGCUCCCCAGGUCAGAAGGGUGAUAAAGGAGACAAAGGGAUGCCAGGAGUGGUGGGGCCUAAAGGCGAAAAAGGUCCUCUUGGCCCACAAGGUGCGACAGGUCCAAAAGGUGGGCCUGGCCCACGAGGCCUUCCCGGGGCGAAAGGAGCAAGAGGGCCUGGGGGUCGACCUGGGACCCCCGGAGACAAAGGUGAUCCCGGAGUCCAAGGGCUCCCUGGCAGAGAUGGAUUUCCGGGAGUGCAAGGGCCACAAGGACCGCAGGGCCCCAGAGGAGCUGCGGGGCCCGCUGGCUUGGAGGGUCCACGUGGAUCUGUUGGACCUAUCGGGCCUCCUGGUCCUCCUGGGCUUCCUGGUUUACCUGCGCCAGUGCCUCUGCCAGUCAAGCCUACUGUGGCUUCCAAAGCAGCUGAUGAACCACAAGGGUCCAAGCAGCCUGCGACUUCAGCUUCUGGUUGUCCAGCAGAGUUCAGGAGGUUUGGAGACAGCUGCUAUUACAUCUCCUCGGCCUCUCAGAAGCUCAGCUACGACGAGGCCAGCAUGUUUUGUUCUGCCAAGGAGUCUCAUUUGCUAAUUGUCAACAACAAUGAGGAACAAGUGUUUGUGAAGAAUGCCGUGACAGGGAAAGGUUUAUUCUGGCUAGGCCUCACGGACAGGGAGGAGGAGAAUGUGUGGAAGUGGGUGGAUGGAAGCACGCCUGUUUACACGAAAUGGAAUCCGGGUCAGCCUGACAACUGGACACAUGGUCAGGCACACGGCGAGGACUGCGGGGGUAUCAUCAAUAACGGCAACUGGAACGAUUUCUACUGCACCGAGCGCAUCGGGGUUAUCUGUGAACGCGCCGCCAACGUGACAUUUUUCGUCGUGUCGUGUGCUCCAAUGAUGCCUCUCUUCACGACGAACCCAUUUGACCAAGAUGUUGAGAAAGCAACCAGUGAGAUGAACACAGCCGAGGACUGGGGCCUCAUCUUGGACAUAUGUGAUAAGAUAGGACAGCAGCGCACAGGGCCUAAAGAAUGUCUGCGCUCCAUCAUGAGAAGAGUGAAUCACAAAGACCCUCAUGUUGCCAUGCAGGCGCUCACUCUUCUGGGUGCAUGUGUCUCCAACUGUGGCAAGAUAUUCCACCUGGAGGUAUGCUCCAGAGAGUUUGCCAGUGAAGUCAGUAACGUCCUCAACAAGGGCCAUCCUAAAGUGUGUGAGAAGCUGAAGGCACUGAUGGUGGAGUGGGCAGAGGAUUUCCGCAAUGACCCCCAACUCAGUUUGAUCUCCGCUAUGAUAAAAAAUCUACGCGAGCAAGGGGUCACUUUCCCCGCUGUGGGCUCGCAGGCUGCAGAGCAAGCUAAAGCCAGUCCUGCACUAGUGGCCAAGGAUCCCGCAACCUCCACAAACAAGAAAGAAGAAGAAGACUUGGCCAAAGCCAUUGAGCUGUCAUUGAAGGAGCAGAGACAACAGAACCAGACGUCCUUGUCCAGCCUCUACCCGAACACCUCCAGCCUAAUGUCCUCACACAAGUCUGACGGAAGGAAGGUCCGUGCCAUCUAUGACUUUGAGGCUGCCGAGGACAACGAGCUCACCUUCAAGUCAGGGGAGAUCAUCACCAUCCUGGAUGACAGUGACCCCAACUGGUGGAAGGGGGAGACAUACCAGGGGGUGGGGUUGUUUCCCUCCAACUUUGUUACUGCUGAUCUCACCGCAGAGCCUGAGAUGAUGAAGACUGAGAAGAAGACGGUGCAGUUCAGUGAGGACAUUCAGGUGGAGACCAUUGAGCCUGAACAGGAGCCAGUUUUUAUUGAUGAGGACAAAAUGGACCAGCUCCUGCAGAUGAUUCAGAGUGCUGAUCCCACAGACAACCAGUCAGACGCUGUAGAGUUGCUGCAGCUGGAAGGUGCCUGCAAUCAAAUGGGACCCCUCAUUGACCAGAAACUAGAGGACAUAGACAGGAAACACUCUGAGCUGUCUGAGCUCAACGUGAAGGUGAUGGAAGCUCUGUCGUUGUACGCCAAGCUGAUGAACGAAGACCCCGUCUAUGCCAUGUACGCCAAGCUGCAGAGCCAGCAGUACUACAUGCCGCAGCCACCCGCCUCGGCACAGCAGGUGUAUCCUGGUCCUGCAUCGGGCUCUUACGCAUUGAGCGGUAGCGCGGUGCAAGGCUACAGCAUCUCCAUGGAGCAGAUGCAAGCUGGAACCCCAAUACCUGGCCAACCUGCCCCCAGCGAUGUACACAUGUUCAUGGGUCAGCCACCCGUCUACACUGCCCCCGCGGCCCCAGGCAGCAUGGCCCCUGCAGACGCUCACACUUACCAGGGUGGCACGGCCGGCCCUCACCAUGCGACGAACCCACCCUCCAUGACACAGGCGCCCAGCUACAGCGCCCCCUCUGGCCAGAGUGUGAUGACGUCUGCAGAGCCCCCGCCCCCGCAGGUCCCCUACUCGGAGAAGGCCUUGCUAUAGGACACACAGUAGUACUGCAACCUCAUACAUUUCUUUUUUUGUUUUUUACAGCCUCUAACAUAAAAGGAAUAAUAGUCCUUACUUAGUUGCACUUUUUUGUUGUGUUGUUGAGCAACAUGUCAAGUAUAAAUGAGCUCAGUGUGCACACACUCCCAACGUGCAACAGCUUUGUCCUCACUACUGUGUAACCACGUCAAACAAGGGUGGCAUUGACUUACUUGCUUUAAGGACCUCCAAUGAACGUCCGCUACAUUCUGCAGACAACUUUUGUUUUUGUUGAAGUACUGAAAACUGACGCCACUUUUUGUUGUUUUGGGAUGCAAAGCAUGCACAUGACUCUUGUGUGUGUCGUAAUAAAGGCCACCUGAUGACCUCACGGGGGCAAGAGCACACCAUGGCAACAAGAGCCAAACCAGAACAAAAAGCAUCUCAUGUUUUGUAGAUUAUUUUAAUGUAUGUCUUAAUUGUUCUGCUGUUUGAAACAAACAAACAAGCAGGGCAGGGUGUAAGUAUUCCGGAGGACGAUGCCAGUUGUACAUCUUUUUUCUCCGUGCUCGUCGGUACUGUAGGGUCAACCCCCAAAUGAAAGCUCCCUUGUGCAUUUCAAAGCUGCCCUGGUCUGACUAAACAUCUUCUAAAGACACAUUUUGUCACUUCCUGUGUAUCCAACACCACUUUGUCGUUAGCUUCCACCAGUGGACACUACAUGAAAGACUACAGUUUCUUUUUGCUGCGUUAACAUGAUUUGAAAUCAGUUUCGUUUCAUUCCUUGGUUUGGUUUGUGCAAGUUUCUUUCAAGGCUAACAAAUUGGCGACGUGGGGUGUUGGACUGAAGGCCCAAGGGAAGGUGCUGACUACAUGAUUCUCAAAGGUGUACCCUGCUCUUUGUAAUGCUUUCUUUUAACCAUGAUUCAUCAUCAAUUGGUAUUCACAAUAAAAGUAAAACAGGUCAACUGUCCACAGCUGGGCUCUUAUUUUGUCAACUUAAAACGU
Molecule: messenger RNA, 5133 nt
Organism: Dunckerocampus dactyliophorus (ringed pipefish)
Lineage: Eukaryota; Metazoa; Chordata; Actinopteri; Syngnathiformes; Syngnathidae
Product: collectin-12-like
Exons: 23
Coding region: 328-4140 (1270 amino acids)
Biological process (GO): protein transport to vacuole involved in ubiquitin-dependent protein catabolic process via the multivesicular body sorting pathway
Cellular component (GO): ESCRT-0 complex
Molecular function (GO): ubiquitin binding; phosphatidylinositol binding
Source: RefSeq, a predicted model, not a curated record